Molecule: messenger RNA, 219 nt
Organism: Racocetra fulgida
Lineage: Eukaryota; Fungi; Glomeromycota; Glomeromycetes; Diversisporales; Gigasporaceae
Source: the annotation of a GenBank genome assembly
AUGAAUGGAGAAGAAGAAGAAAAAUGGUUCCUCACAAAUGAAAAUUCUAAAGCUUCAUUAUCGCCUGAAAUAGUGUCAACACAAGCUAUAAGAGAUAAAGAUGGAUUGAUUUUACGAAUUAAAAGUAAGCAACAACCUUCUUCAAUUGCUAGCGAAUCAUCAAUUUGUGGCAAUAUAGUGAAUCAAAUGAAAAAUAUCGAUCUGCAAGAUCAAACAUAG